AUGUCCGUGUCUGCAACAACAACACCUCGCACAUCGACUGACAAGCUGAACCCCUGGAAAUCGCUUUCUUCUGCUACAUCCAUCACCUCCUCUACAUGCGGAUCCACACUGAAAGAGCCAAGCAAGACACGAAGCUUAUGGAUCUCUAUCAAGCGACAUACACGAGAACACCAUGAAAGUCUGAACGCGGCGUAUGCGACAUACUAUGGUCAAGGAAGUCAUCUGGAUGAGCAUCGUGAUGGAAGGAACCAAGAACUCUGGCGAUAUCGCCGUGGUGGGUAUGCCUGA
Molecule: messenger RNA, 288 nt
Organism: Bipolaris victoriae FI3
Lineage: Eukaryota; Fungi; Ascomycota; Dothideomycetes; Pleosporales; Pleosporaceae
Exons: 1
Coding region: 1-288 (95 amino acids)
Source: RefSeq, a predicted model, not a curated record